Molecule: messenger RNA, 1699 nt
Organism: Lolium rigidum
Lineage: Eukaryota; Viridiplantae; Streptophyta; Magnoliopsida; Poales; Poaceae
Exons: 7
Coding region: 1-678 (225 amino acids)
Biological process (GO): snRNA import into nucleus
Cellular component (GO): nucleus; cytoplasm
Source: RefSeq, a predicted model, not a curated record
AUGGCGCCGCCGCCGCAGCACGACCCCCGCCGGCUCUACAAGCGCGCCGCCAUCUCUGACCAGCAGCGCCGCCGCGACUCCGCCCGGCGCGCGCCCGCAGCCUCGCCAACUCCCUACUGUCUCCCCCAUCCGCCGACCAAUCGACACCCUCCCCCGAGGCAGAGGCCCACGGCGACUAGCCCGCCGUCACCGACAUACAUCAUUGAUAUGAUUUGUUGGCGAGGCUAUUCGCUGUAUGAUUGCACCGCCGAGUUCAGGAUUUUCUGGGUGAACUACAAGCUCACCGAGAUUUCUGCUGGUGAUCCUCCGUCGACGUACCAUCGGUAUAGAUUUUGUGUCUUCCCUAUGUACGAGUCUACACUUGAGGGUCUUGAAGCAGUGUUCUCAGGAAGCACACCUUAUGCCAAGGAUGGUUUGCUGUUUUACAACAAGCAUGCGCGUUAUCAAUCUGGAAUCACGUCCCUGACACUGGUAUGGAAAGAUGUAGCUUGCAGCCAGUAUGUUCUUGAUACGGAUAGUGAGGGACACGUUCCAACAGAGCAGCAUGUUGUUCUUGAGCUGCAAGAGGAUGGAAAACUAAUUACUUCUGAUGACCCUCCAAUUGUAUUUGGUAGCUUGAACAGCGAAUUUAUACAGAAGUCAAACCUGCGUCAGGGAACCUUCUCCGCUUCAGUUUAAGAGAUAAAAGCGUGAAACUUGUUGAUGGGAUGAUGGAGAUUGGUGAGCUGCAAUUUAUCGGGAAGCUGAACGGCACUCGUACUCUUGCUGAUAGCCAUUCCAAAGUAAGUGACGGCUUCACCAUGCACUGAUUCAAAUAAUAUUGUAUUCAUCACAUGUACCUAAGCUAUUAUUUUGUGAGUCCACGUUCUGUUCCAGUAUGCUGCCAGGCAUGCUCGCCUCAGAAUCAAGAACCUCGUAGCCUCUGUUCAAUCGAACAGCAUGGAGGUUGAAUCUACAGAUGCUGAAAUGCAAGAUUAAGUCAUGCAAGUCUGAUUUUGGCGUUUGACUGGACACCAUGCUAGGAUGAAACUGUUGCAAGGGAGUCCAAGGGGUAUGCCAGCUGUGGCAUUCAGAUGGAGAGCUGCGCAAACGACGUGAUGGUCCGAGAGCUGUGGUCAUCAGAGCAGCUCUUUUCCAAACCUUAUAGAGCACCUCAAGACCUUUUUUUUCAAGGACACCGCAGGAGUUCUACAUGUCAAUAUAUUAAGAUAGAGAGAAUGUAAUUUACAAGAUUUUUGCCAGCGCCAUCAAGGCCUCUGUCCCACUGAUGAUUCCACAGACGGAGCAUCAGGGCUUAGUCCACUCUACGAACCCUAUUACAAUUAUGGUACAGUAUACUAACUCUUGCAAUUCCACAAAGAUCCGGUGUUUUCCACCCCUUUAGGUUGUUCUUCAACAUAUCCGCCACCUCCGCUGUCGUAGAUGUAGAGCUCUUGUCCUUGAAGAUGUGCUUGUUCGUCUUGCGCCAAAUUGCUCGGAAGAUGCACAGGGCUGUGCUGUUGAAGUCCUCAUUCUUGAAGGAAUUAGCGGCUGAAUCCGUUGCCCCAGGGGAGGAUCGAAUCCGUGGCUGGCGAUACGACCCCAAAUCUGUGAAACCAAAAUGUAUGAUGAGUGUGUGAAAGACGAGCUUUGGCAUGUACAGUUCUUGUAUAAAAUGGAUAUGCGAUGCAACUCGUAUUUGUGAAGUGAUGCUUGCUUG